Messenger RNA from Macroventuria anomochaeta, 573 nucleotides. RefSeq lists its product as uncharacterized. Lineage: Eukaryota; Fungi; Ascomycota; Dothideomycetes; Pleosporales; Didymellaceae. The coding region runs from base 1 to 573 and encodes 190 amino acids. The record is from RefSeq and is a predicted model, not a curated record. The transcript has a single exon.
AUGUACAAGACGGAAGACGGAAACAAGAAGUUCAGCUUCACACGGUUCAUGUCUAACGCGGUGCCUAAUAUCGCCGGCGCGCCUCAGAACACAGACUUAUCAAACCGGGAAGAGGACCUCGCCUUCAUCCAUCAACUGGGCCAGCACGAUCCUCUCGUUCUCUCUCCAGAGGUAUUCGCGCACGCCGGCGUGACCUCUGAACCGAAGAUCUCAGCUUCCAUUCACAAGGCCUUGAUCAAGAAUGGAGUGCUAGAGCAGAGCUCGCCUACCGUACAUACAGAGAAAAUCACGAAGAACUUCGCGAACCAAGUCCCGGGCAUCACGAGUCAUGCGCAGAAGAAACUGAUCAACUUUCUGUUCUUCUGGGAGGAAGAGGGGCAGCGGUGGAAGAACCUGAGCGGGGAGUUGGAAGAGUUGAAGGUCGUUGUUGCUGAGGAGAAGGAAAGCGGAGGGCACGUGGGGACGUAUGAGAAGCGACAUGCUGAGGUGGAAGGAGAGUUAAAGUUGCUGCCUAGUUUGAGAUCAAAGCAGGCAAGGGAGAGUACGCAGUUGCCGGGUUAUGGGCAGAAGUAG